Molecule: messenger RNA, 399 nt
Organism: Dovyalis caffra
Lineage: Eukaryota; Viridiplantae; Streptophyta; Magnoliopsida; Malpighiales; Salicaceae
Source: the annotation of a GenBank genome assembly
AUGUUAUCGUUGUCCCUUCAAGGAGUACUGUCAAAGGGGAAAGAGGAGAGGAAGGAUUUAGUUUAUCAGCUCGAGGUCGCUCAGGCCUCUACUGAUGGGGCGUAUACCGAACUCGAUCAGCACCGCUCGAAAGCAUACGGAAUCUCUCCGAUCCAAGCACAAGUGGUUGCUGGCUCAAGCUCGGGUGGAUGCAGUGGAGGAGUACAAGAAGUCAAGCUCGGGUGGAUGCAGGUCUCACCACAAACCAACGAAGGCAUGUUCUUCGAAUUUGACAUCUUAACAAAGAUAAAAUGUGAAAACUGGUAUGGCUACUUGAUAUUAAAGGAGGAGAUACAACAAGUCGACGAGUCAACAACUGAAAAGCAAAAUGUGAAAACUGGUAUGGCUCGGCGCUAUUGA